Molecule: messenger RNA, 1368 nt
Organism: Elephantulus edwardii (Cape elephant shrew)
Lineage: Eukaryota; Metazoa; Chordata; Mammalia; Macroscelidea; Macroscelididae
Product: disintegrin and metalloproteinase domain-containing protein 5-like
Exons: 10
Coding region: 1-1368 (455 amino acids)
Biological process (GO): binding of sperm to zona pellucida; proteolysis; cell adhesion
Cellular component (GO): plasma membrane
Molecular function (GO): metalloendopeptidase activity
Source: RefSeq, a predicted model, not a curated record
AUGGAAGCUAUAUCAGGAUUUGUGCAUAUGAUUUAUGAAGAUAUAAAGGAUAACAUUACUAUUCCUCCCUUAAGAAUGAAUGAAACUUUGUUUUGGUCCGAUGUUUUAUACAGCAAAUACAGAAAAACUCUAAAAUUUGAGUACAUGGGCUCUGACAUUCAGAUUGUAACACAGAAGGUGAUUCUGAUUAUUGGCCUUGUUAACGCUUAUCCAGAUGGUUUAUCCUUGGAGUCAUUUGCUGUAGUUAUUGUGCAGCUAAUUGGCCUUAAUCUGGGAUUGAGUUAUAAUAAUUAUAAUGACAACUGCCGUUGUUCAACUGGUGCCUGCACAAUGACAUCAAAAGCCAUGCAUAUUGAAGGUAUAAAAGAUUUUAGCACCUGUAAUGUGGAUGAAUUUAAGGUUUUGACUUCACAAUCUGAACUUGAAUGUCUUCUGAACCAACCUUUUGAUAAGCCAGAUGCCAGAUCAACUACUCAGAUCGGUAUAUGUGGCAAUGGGAUAUUAGAACAUCGUGAACAAUGUGAUUGUGGCACCACACAGAUAAUGCCAGCUGGUGAACUUUGUAGGAAGUCAUAUGACGAUUGUGAUUUUCCUGAAUUCUGUCCUGGGACAAGUGGUGAAUGUAUGCCUGACACCUAUGCACGGGAUGGAUCUCCUUGUGCAUCAAAUGAAGGUUACUGUUUUAAGGGAAAAUGCCAUUCAGUUGACAGACAAUGUAAAAAUUUAUUUGGAGGAGCUUCUUUAGGUGCUCCUUUUUAUUGUUUCGCAGAAAUUAAUACCAGAUUGGAUAGAUACGGAAACUGUGGUUAUUCCAUGUGUGACAUUCCUAAUGUUUUAUGUGGAAAAUUAGUUUGUUCAUGGCCACACAGACGAUUAAUAAACAUUGCAAAUUUAUCUGUGACUUAUACACAUUUUCGAGAUGCAGUUUGUGUAUCUGCACAUAAUAUCCAUGAAAGACCUCCUGAUGUAAAGAACACUUCGGAAACAACAUUCUAUACAGCAGAAGACAGAGAUGAGACGUUUGUAGAAGAUGGCACACCGUGUGGUCCUGACAUGUUUUGUAACAGAUUUAAUUGUAAAGAAAUUCGUUUCUUUCUUAAUUAUGAUCAAUGCAGAUCCAGUGUACAUUGCCACAAGAGAGGAAUUUGCAACAAUUUUAACAACUGCCACUGUGAGAAAAACUUUGCUCCUCCAAACUGCACACCAAUGCCAGGGGAGUUUGGUAGUAUCAAUGAUGGACAUCCAACUAAAAAACGAAAACUCCAUGUAGGGAUCAAUGUGUGGAAAACGAAGAGUGUGGAGGCACUGAAGCUGCAGUCGUAUUUGGCUCAACCAUCAGCUUUAUUCUUAGGAGCUUCUAUUACAUGA